AUGGCUGAGGAUACCCCGGGCUUCGAAUCAAAGCCACUUCAGCCGAGGAAGCGGAUACGAACCAAUCAAGCCUGUGCUAUGUGCCGACGGCUGAAGAAGAAGUGUAGCGGAGAAAGGCCGGCUUGUACGAAUUGCGCCGGGUAUGGGUACGCUUGUAUCUACACUCCGGUUGCUCCAGGUGCCACUGGCAGUGAUAGUCAUGCUGCCAUGGUGUCUACGAAUACUCAUUUGAAGCAGUGCCUUGAUCUGCUUCGGGACUUAUCGGGAAGGGUCGACGAAGCUGACCGGACAAAGAUCGCCCAAUUUCUUGGAGAAGAACCGGUGUCGCCGACUGAGGAGAGACGAUUUUCGACCGAUUCGCAGCAGUCGCCUCUUGAGAACUUUUCUGUGCUGAAUGAUCCCAAUGCUACACUCAAGGAUAGGCUUCCUCCUUCAGCUGGCGCAGGGACGGAUAUCAAGGGAGAAGUUGACGCAGCAGGAGAGAAGAUGACCCGCAUGGUCAUGUUCGAUCGUGAUGUUGAAGGUACGACCGAAAGCUCGAAGUCACCUGCAGGCAUGAUUGGCCUAGGAUCCGAUAUCGCAUUCAUGCGGUGCACUUUCCGACGUCUGCUGCUCGAUCAAGCCGAUCCGGAUGGCGUGUAUCGAAGUUGUCGUCUGCCGGACUACAACCUGGAUGAUGUGAAUUAUGAUGCAUCACCACAGCUUCCUGAUCCAUAUGAACUUCCGACGCAGGAGGUUGCGGAUCGCUACGUUGAAGUUUACUCUUCGACAAUCCAUAUCGCUUACCCAUUCAUCUGUAAGAGCACGUUUUUUGCAACCUAUGACUCUCUUUGGAGUGGUGCGACCUGGGACAAUACAUGGUUGGCUUCAUUCAAUAUGAUUAUCGCCAUUGGAGCAUAUUACGAGGCCGUGCAAGGAAAAGGCCCUAUUGACGGAGUCGACCAUUCCGUUUAUUUCAUUCGCAGUCGAAUGCUCAUGAACGACAUCUUCGAGCUUGCGAACCUAUCGAUGGUACAGUACGAGCUUCUGGCAAGCUUUUACCUACUCAUCACCAACCGUGUGAACCGCAGUUGGACGGUCCUCGGUUUGGCUAUCCGCAUGGGACAGUCGCUGGGAUUGAACCUGGAUUGUUCCAAGGCGAAGGGAUUCACGCCCGCGGAGCGUGAGACACGAUCGAGAUGUUGGUACAGUUGUUAUGUACUUGAGAGAUUAUUGAGUCUCAUGCUUGGCAGAGCACCCAUGAUUCGGGACUCGAGCUGUGCUGCUCAGCUACCAAUGGACCACGAGGAUGAUUGUUUCCUCUUGAAUGGAGAUGUCGUUGCUCGAAAGAAUCAGGAUCCAUCGAUUGUCUCCUACUUCGCGGAGAUGAUCCGCUUCAGCAAGGUCAUUGGCAUGGUCAUGGACAGGUUGUAUCCCGCAGAUCUUCUCAGCAAACAACAAUACAUUACCCGCGAAACCAUCACGGAACUGGAUGAUGCGUUACUCAAGUGGAAAGAUGAGCUACCUCAACACCUGAGGUUCGACCUUAAUCAGUCCACUCAGUCGCGAAGUGUGUUUAGCAAGCAGAGGAACAACCUCGGCACAAAGUUUCACAAUCUUCGCUGCAUCAUCAACCGACCUUGUCUGGGAUAUAUUGAGUUCUGUCCUCCGGCGAAGAUCAGUGACGUUGACCGUCUCUCAUAUCUCGAAGGAGAAAGGAUCUGUAUCGCGGAGGCUAGAGCACUUAUUCGCAUGCUGGAGGAUCUGCCUAACCUCCAGUACCUUAUGCUUGAGUUUCCCUGGUGGCAACUCUUGAGCAGUAUCAUGUGUGCAUGCUCGGUACUUCUCGUUGCCAACGCCAUCAGUCCGAAGAGGCCGGAUCAUGACGCUUUGCACGCCGACAGUGUCGUCUGUGUGAAGAUCCUGGAGGUGCUGCAGUCGAGAAGUAUGGCGGCUCAACGGUGCUUGGAUAUCUUGAGGGUCCUCAACGACGCUACGCUCGCGGAUAUCUUCCAGAGUGAACAGCGACAGACGGGUGUACAGAUGGAACCAUUCGAGUCUCGCAUGAAUACGGUCAAUUUCUUCGAUACCCUUCCUCCGGUCACCUUGGCGCCGCCGCCGACUGCAGGCUUGAAUAGCCCUGGUAUCUUGCACACAGUCGCACCUGGAAAUGCUUUUGUGCCUCCGGCCGCUGUAGGCGACGUCAACGUCGGCCUCGUACCUAUCAACCCCAUGACGUUGGCCGGUGCUGUACCAGCCAAACCGGACUUUGGCUUGCAUGCUUUCAACACGCGAACCACAGCAGAUCCCCUCAAUUACGCUAGCAAUUUCGCUGACCUGUGGGAAGAGAACAGGCAUCAUCACCCGCCUUCGUGA
Saitoella complicata NRRL Y-17804 is the source of this 2355-nucleotide messenger RNA. RefSeq lists its product as uncharacterized. Lineage: Eukaryota; Fungi; Ascomycota; Saitoellomycetes; Saitoellales; Saitoellaceae. Bases 1 to 2355 code for a protein of 784 amino acids. Gene Ontology annotation, biological process: regulation of DNA-templated transcription; DNA-templated transcription. The record is from RefSeq and is a predicted model, not a curated record. Gene Ontology annotation, molecular function: zinc ion binding; DNA-binding transcription factor activity, RNA polymerase II-specific; DNA binding. The transcript has a single exon.